This is a messenger RNA of Pollicipes pollicipes, 594 nucleotides long. Its product is annotated as protein odd-skipped-related 2-like. Gene Ontology annotation, cellular component: nucleus. Gene Ontology annotation, biological process: regulation of transcription by RNA polymerase II; embryo development. The record is from RefSeq and is a predicted model, not a curated record. Lineage: Eukaryota; Metazoa; Arthropoda; Thecostraca; Pollicipedomorpha; Pollicipedidae. Bases 10 to 594 code for a protein of 194 amino acids. The transcript is spliced from 2 exons. Gene Ontology annotation, molecular function: DNA-binding transcription factor activity, RNA polymerase II-specific; RNA polymerase II transcription regulatory region sequence-specific DNA binding.
GUCGGGACCAUGGAGCCCGGGGCGCGGACGGUGGAGCCGCGGCUGCGCGGCCUGCCGCUGCCGCCGCUGCUGCAGGCGGUGGCCCGCCGGGAGCCGGUGCCGCCGCCCUGGCUGCUCGGCUUCCUCUCGCACUCGCUCUUCGGGCCCGAGCUGCUCACGCCGCGGCCCAGCAGACCGCGCAAGCGCUACAUCUGCCGCUACUGCCAGCGCGAGUUCAGCAAGAGUUACAACCUGCUCAUCCACGAGCGCACGCACACGGACGAGCGGCCGUUCCCGUGCGAGGUGUGCGGCAAGGCGUUCCGGCGGCAGGACCACCUGCGAGACCACAGCUACAUCCACCUGAAGGAGAAGCCGUUCAAGUGCGAGCACUGCGGCCGCGGCUUUUGCCAGGCGCGCACGCUCGCCAUGCACCGCGUCGGCUGCGCGCGCCAGAGGCCAAAUGUCCUCGACUCGGACGGCCCGCACCAGCAGGACGGCCUUCAGCAUAGCCGACAUUCUGGCCAUGUAGACGCGCUGGAAGAAGACCGUACAACCAAGUAUCUCUGUCAAGGGAGGCCGCUGGAUACUGCCUACCGCGGCGGGCAACAAAGCUGA